Molecule: messenger RNA, 1161 nt
Organism: Entamoeba invadens IP1
Lineage: Eukaryota; Evosea; Mastigamoebida; Endamoebidae
Exons: 1
Coding region: 1-1161 (386 amino acids)
Molecular function (GO): transferase activity, transferring phosphorus-containing groups
Source: RefSeq, a predicted model, not a curated record
AUGAAAGUCACUUCUCUCGUCUUUAUUUUGAUGUGUGUUCUAUUCACGUUCUUGUACUUCACAACGCCACAAUUCUUGAUUGACCCGCGUGUCGUUAUGUAUCAAUACGAAACAGCGAAACAACAAAUAUCAAUAACUAUAGAACAGAAAACCCUACCUCAAUUGGUGAAUAAAACAGUGCCGAAAUACACAGAUAAGGUGUGUCCUGAAGGGAUUGAUGUUGUGUGGUUAUGGGUCAAUGGAUCUGAUCCGGUAUUCCGACAACAAUACGAGCGAAGUGGCAAGAAGAGUGGGGAGGGGAGGUUUCGCGACUAUAACACACUUCAAUACUCUUUACGUUCCGUCUAUGAAUAUGCUCCAUAUAUCAAGAAUUAUUACAUCGUGACAAUGGACCAAAUUCCGUCUUUCAUCAACAUGUCGCGAUUGACGUAUAACGAUUAUAAGUUGCGAAUCGUCUCCCAUAAGGAGAUCUUCCCCGACACUUCAGUCCUUCCCAUUUUCAAUUCAAAUGCCUUAGAAGUUUCACUUCACAACAUCAAGAACUUGUCUUCUUGUUUCUUGUAUUUGAACGAUGACAUGUUUCUUGGUAACACAUUAAGUCCUUCCCAUUUCAUUGCACAAACCGGAAAACUCAAAAUCUAUGCCAACUCUUGGGCUGCACCCGACAAAGAACGAAUGCAAAAGAACAUAUGGCACCGCAGUGUCGGAUACUCAAACGAACGGGUGAAUGCAAUCUUCAAGCAGCCCCCUACUAAGAAACACAGUUAUGUCUCCCAUCACUGCUAUUUCUUCAAAACCUCAAUCCUCGCCGAUCUCGAAAAGAACUUGAAAAAGGAAUACGUCAAAACUCGCCAGAGUAAGUUCCGCCACGACGACGAUAUGGCAGUCCCAUUUUCACAUGGGGCUUAUGCCGUCGAGUCUGGCAAUGGUACAUACAUCAGAGAGUCUAACUACUAUUACGCUACAUUCACUGGAAAUCGCGCGACGAAUUUGAAGACCAUCAACAACAUUAAGAACAAGAAGCCACAGUGCGUCUGUCUGAAUGACGCUCUUGACAAAGCGACGAAAGACCAAAUAGAUAAGGAGACUAUUGUCCUCCAUACCUUUCUCGAUCAGUACCUCCCAAGGUCCUCCCCUUUUGAAAACGAAGUAUCGUUGUAA